AAUUUAUACAAGAUCGUCCAAAAUAUGCAGCAAAAUCAUAUGACCAAAUUGCUAGAGCAUUUAAUCAAUUUGAUGGAGUUUUAUAUAGUGCAAGUUCACAGGAAGCCAAAGGUGAAGUACCAUAUGACGCAAUACAAGCAUAUCCAAAUGUUAUGAUACGCGCAUGUUUCUUACAACGUACUUUACAUUAUUUACGUACAGAAUUAUAUCCAUAUGGUGUGCCAGCACAAUUAGCCUCAGGCAGCUUGCCACAGAAUAAAUUGUACUAUCAAAUCUAUGGUGAAUUAGAUACAGCAUCCCAAUAUGCGACUAAUAAUAAGAAUUAUAACGUGGAUCAGGACCGUAAAAGACAUGCUGAAAAUUGUGUCUUAGGACGCACUACACCAUAUUACAAACUAGAAUUCUGCAAGGAAAAUAGGGAUGGCGACCUCAUAGGUUGCACUUAUCUAACGACAUUCUAUCAAACAUUUAGAUCACGGUCAAUGGCAGAACAAGCACAACUUAAUCAAGAUGUUAUAACAUCAUAUUUCAGUGUAACAGUUACUGGACAGUAUUUUAUACGAAUGUAUUUUACACCAUCGACCAGUAUUUUAAAUAUACUGUCACCUGUGGUAAAUAUACAUAUAAGUAUGCAAUUUUAUUUAGCACGUGCUAAUGUUGCACUACAGCCUACAAAGCAAAUUAUUGCACCUUUUCCCGUAAAAGAAAUUGUACCAAGUCAUAAGCGUGGCCAGAAUAUUAUUUAUAAAUUUCAAAACUAUAAAGCUACAACGAUGAUAUAUUUUUGGUGUAUGUCCACAGAACUUACGUUGUAUAAAUCAAUUACACUUACAGCAAAUGAAAAAUUUCGUGUUUUAGUUGAUAAGACACAAAACUGGACAUUUCAUGCUUUAGAACUUUAUCGAGUAGAUCCAUCAACAAAUGGUACACAUACGUGUAUGUAG
Molecule: messenger RNA, 944 nt
Organism: Didymodactylos carnosus
Lineage: Eukaryota; Metazoa; Rotifera; Eurotatoria; Philodinida; Philodinidae
Source: the annotation of a GenBank genome assembly